Messenger RNA from Phlebotomus papatasi, 2448 nucleotides. RefSeq names its product leucine-rich repeat-containing protein 15-like. The transcript has 2 exons. Lineage: Eukaryota; Metazoa; Arthropoda; Insecta; Diptera; Psychodidae. Bases 94 to 2082 code for a protein of 662 amino acids. The record is from RefSeq and is a predicted model, not a curated record. Gene Ontology annotation, molecular function: protein binding.
GGGCUUUGUUUCAGGAGCAGUCCAAGAGGCUGAUGCUGUAUUUUAGUGUUUCCAAAGAAUUUGUGUGGAAAAGUGUCUAAAAUCCCAGAAGAAAUGGCAAAAUUAGGCGAUAACAGAUUAUCUUGGAUAUGCUGGUGCUUAUUAUUUGUGCUUUACUUGGAUUCUUGCAAAUGCGAUAGAACUUACUGCACACAGUUUCUUCCCAAAUGUGUUACUAAAAUUGGACCGAUCCCUUGGGAUGAAAAUUUCACCAUGAAAAUGGAUAAAAUCGUUUAUCUCUCAGUGUCUAAUAAUGAAAUUGUUGGCCAUCCGGUUGAAUUUCCCGAUUUAGAGAAUUUAAAUGAAUUAAUAAUUGUGAAUACAACGCUCGAUCAUUUGGACAAAUUGAAGUACAAAUGGCUCCAGAAAGCCCAUUUUAUUAGUGAUGGAAUUAAUUCAAUUGCAGAGGAUGCUUUUGAAGUACCUACAAAUCUGAGCAGUAUUGAUCUUUCUCAGAAUUUACUGACAUCCCUGCCAUCCAAAUUAUUCACCAGAUUGCCAUAUCUUAAUCACAUAAAUUUAUCAAAUAACAAAAUAGCGAAUAUUUCAAGAGAUAUCUUUUCUGCAAAUUCCUUCCUCAUGACAAUUAAAUUCCAAUCAAACUCCUUGGAAGAACUUUCAAUGGAUAUUUUUUCAAAUAUCACAAAACUCGAAGUGUUAGACAUCAGUAAUAACUAUCUGCAUAAAUUCAUACCAUCAGAAAUGUUCUUGAAUAUGCAAGAUGGAGUAUCAAUAUUGGACUUGAGCAACAAUCUCCUGACCAUCUUAGACUUGAGAAACAUCAGAGUUGCGAAUGUCAUACUCAAUAGUAAUUACCUGAGAAAGUUAUCCCUUGGACUUGGAUGCGUAGAACUCUUUGCUAAGAACAAUGAAAUCGAAGAUAUAUCCCUGGAUGCAUCUGCAGCAACUCUUCAGAUGCUCCAGUUGAAUCACAAUAAAUUGGGAGAUAAUAUCGGAAGUAUUUGCCAAUGUGAGAACUUAAGAUCAAUCUUUCUAUCUCACAACAAUAUCACAAAGAUUGGAUUCUGCUUUGGAAAGAUGAGAACCCUCAAGGAGCUCAAUCUGAGUGGCAAUAAACUUUCUCAAAUUGACUAUGGCUACUUCUUCACGGAUUUCCUAGAAACGCUCGAUCUCUCUUACAACAUUUUUGAGGAAUUUGAUGAGAACAUUCUGCCACUCUUUCAGAAUCUCCGGUAUCUCUAUCUCGAUGGCAAUCGUCUCAGUGAAUUUCCCAAGGAUCUUGAUACAAUUAUGCCCCAUUUGGUUCUCAUAGGACUCUCUCACAAUAGAUUUGAGUGCAAGAAAUUACUUACGCUCUAUCGACAGUACAAAGCCACUAACAGGAUAGCCUUUAAUAUUGAUGAACCAAGUCCAGUUAAUAUGACAAAUAUUCGAGGAAUGAUCUGCUACAAGAAGAAUGAGAGUGAAAUUCCUCUAGACGACACUGAAAAUGCGACAUCAGAUUCCCAGAAUCAUCUCAAAAUCUCCAAUAGCAUUUUCCGGAAAGAAUUACAGAAACUUCGAUUGAAGCUGGAAAAUUCCGAAAAUGCAACACUUAACCCUGAAUAUCGUACAGAACUGCCCUUGAUAAGUCCUCCUGUAACCAAUAUCACAACCCCAAUAAUAAUGGAAGCUGAAACAGCAAUAUUAACAGAAAAAAAUCUUCCUGAGGAAACUGAUCAAUAUCCAUCAACUACCAACAUCAAUGAGUACCAUCCCCAAAGAGCGGCUGAACUAAGGAACGAUACCAAUGCAACUGUUCUUGAUGACAUAUUCAAAUCCUUGAUGAACAUAGAGGGUAAAAUAAAGGAUCUUGGGCAAUUCUUCAGCCAAAAUAACCGAACCACAGUCACACAAUCGCUCGAUGAUAAGAACAGUGAACAUACUUUAGCAACGAUAUCAGCAAUUCUCGCGGUUGCAGUCAUAGUUCUUGUUGUUGGAGUUCUGUGGUACAAUUAUCAUUCAUAUUUCUUCUAUAAGAAACUCAGAGAAAAUAACGCAGAAGCUCUGAGAACCUUUCCUAAUAUUUACAAUUAUCAGUAAAAUAUAAAACAUAUAACUUCUUAAUUUCAUAUUAUGGGAAAGCCGGCAUGUUUAAGACACUUUUUUAUGUUUUGAUUUUAAGCAUUAUUUCCAAAAUUCAGAAAAUUAUCUGGAAAUUUUGUAUAGCGCUUAAUAUACUUUACUUACUAAUACAGACUUUAUUAAAAUAACUCGAUUAGUGUUUUGGUCACAUUUCCUUAAAUAAUCAAAGAAUAAUCCACCGGGUCUCAAACAUACAUGCUCUCCCCUAGUCCUAAAAUAAAAACUAAAAUUAUCUUAUUUAAAGAUAUGAAAGGUAUGUGAAACAAUUAAGUCAAUAUUCAUUUUUGUGAGUAUAAAAUAAAAUAAAAAGUCAAAAGUGGUCUA